CUGGGCGGACCAAAAUCAAACCGAGAUGAUGAUGUUGAAGCAAAACGAAGUUGUGGAUGUUCGGUUCGGCUGAGAGAUGAGUUCGUUCGCGGGUCGGAUGAAGGAGUAUCCCACCGUGUCUUUGGACCGGUUCGACCGGGAGAACCUGCACGCGCAGGCUUAUUUCCUCUCUCACUGUCACAAAGACCACAUGAAAGGCCUGAAAGGACCUCUGCUGAGGAGGAAGCUGCAGCUCAGUCGAACCGUCAGACUCUACUGCUCCUUUGUGACCAAAGAGUUGCUGCUAAACAACCCAAAGUACGCCUUCUGGGAGGAAUACAUUGUUCCUCUGGAGCUGGAGAGCCCCACUCAGAUCUCCCUGGUGGACGAAGCGUCCGGAGAGAAAGAAGAGGUUGUGGUGACGCUGCUUCCUGCAGGUCACUGUCCUGGAUCCGUCAUGUUCCUGUUUGAGGGUUGCCAUGGAAACGUGUUGUACACGGGGGACUUCCGGCUGGCGGUCGGAGACGCGUCCAGGAUGGAGCAUCUGCACUCCGGCAGCAGGGUCAAAGACAUACAGAGCGUUUAUCUGGACUCCACGUUCUACGACCCGCGCUUCUACCAGAUCCCCAGCAGGGAAGUGUGUCUGAAAGGGAUUUCGGAGCUGAUCGGAAGCUGGAUCGGCCAGAGUCCGUAUCACGUGGUGUGGCUGAACUGCAAGGCCGCGUACGGAUACGAGUACCUGUUCACCAACCUGGGAGACGAGUUCGGCACUCAGAUCCAUGUCAACAGCCUGGCGAUGUUCAAGAAGAUGCCGGAGAUCCUGAGCUACGUCACCACCGACCGCGCCACUCAGAUCCACGCCUGCCGCCAUCCCAGGGAUGAGGAGUUUUUCCAGGGUAACCGGUUGCCGUGCGGUUGCUCGGCAGCCGACGGGUCGCCGCUCCGGAUCAUCAGCAUCAAACCGUCGACCAUGUGGUUCGGAGAGCGAACCAAGAAGACCAACGUCAUCAUAAAAACAGGAAGUAGUUCCUACAGAGCCUGUUUCAGCUUCCACUCUUCCUACUCAGAGAUUAAGGACUUCCUGUCCUACCUGCAGCCCGUCAACAUUUUCCCCAGCGUCGUUCCGAUCGGACGCUCGCUGACCGACGUCACGCAGAUGUUGAGGCUGAUGUGCCGGAACCAGCCCGAUGAAUCCGCCUUGGUUUACAGACCUCUGGGCGUCCUGAAGCGGAACCGAGCCCAGCGGCCCACUGACGACUCCAGCAGCGACGACGAGCUUUUCGACGGUUUGGAUUUGGCUCCGCUCCGGAAGAAACUGAUCCUGAACCAGGAAACGCACAGCGAGACGCCGGCUGAGAGAACAGCGCCCCCGGUGGCCACGUCUUUACCUCUGCUGGCGUCUGAUUCGACUGCUGCUCAGAACUACUUCGACUGCACCGAGUCCAACGGCGAGGACGACGAAGAGGAGGAGGAGGAAGACGAGGGGACAGGAGACGUGAGCAAAGCGCCGAAGUGGGAGGAUUUCUUUACGGCGGAGCCGCUGAGCGACAGCCAGAACAGCCAAUCGCAUUCCUGCUGCUCCGCCGCGUCUCAGACCCCGGAUCUGUUCAGCGACGGCGACCGAACCCCGGAGGACCUGGACGCCUUCAGCCUGGCGCUGUCCGCCUCCCAGUCCAACCAGUCCUCCCAGAACCUGGACGACACCCUCAUCCUGGCCCAAUCAGAACUGGAGGAGCUGCCGGCGUCUCAGGCGUCCUCUGACUUCGACGUUCCGCCGACGCCGGAGUCGAAGGCGCCGCAGGCCGGCGAGCUGCUGCAGCUGUACAGGAAGCUGGCGUCAGGACAGGAAGUGGUCAUCAAGGGUCAGGCUGAGCGCGAAGGAGGCGAACAUCUGAUUGGUUGAUGGACAAAAGAUCCAUUCCGGUGUGUUCAUUUUAGAAAAACAAGUAAGUUCACCCUCCGAUCCAGGAUUCCUGUCACAUGGGCUUUGACUAGGCCGUUGCAGCACUUUUGACUUUUUUUUUCAGCUGAUCUGUGAAAGCUGGGCGAUUCAGAUUAAAAUAAAUCUUUUUUAAAAGAAAUUGACAGAAACUAUAUUUGAUUUUUCACUCAUGGCUUUUAAUUCAAUGAAAAGUAUUUUGUUUGAUUACAAGAAUAAAGUCAUAUUUGCAAAAUAAAGACACAAUUUUACAACAUAAACAUCCUAAAAUUCCUGCCACUACUUUAUUCCCAUAUUAUAUUGUUGUAUCACUUUAUUCUUUUAAUAAAAAUAAAAAUCUUGGCUCUAAUAUUUGUUCGUAGAAUUGACCUGAGAUUAAAGUCCAAGUAAAUCAAAGCUGUAAAACAAGAUGGCCGCCCUGGGCUCUGAGGCGUGUGGCAUAUUGGGUGAAAAAACUAAAUCUAAAAAUCAAAUCUUUUGGAUUAAAAGUAAUUAAACUGGUUGAUCGCCCAGCUUUAGUUCUGCUGCAGAUCUGCUCUUCUAUCCAGACAAGCCCUGAUCAUUAUGCUGCCACCACCUUACAUGAUGUUGGAUGUUCUCCGUUUGUCCUCAGACGUUUUCUCUUUCUGGAGGACGAUGUCUCAGCAUCAAAGCUGCAGGGGUGUACUUACUUUGUCACUGUUCCUGGUUUGUUUCUGGGUUCCCUUCAGUGUAAAAUGUUCCUGGACUUUGUUCUUAUCUCCUAAAGCAAAAUGUUUCCAAACCACUCUGACCUCAUUCAACUGCACUUUGACCUCCUUCCUGUCCUCCUGCACCUGUGCACACAUCACAACUACAUUCCCGCUCAGCUGCCACCUUGUGGUUUCUCUGGCCUCGUUUCAUUCAAAGUGGAUCAACGAAUGAAAGGGAGAAACGUUUAGUUUGAUCUAAAUAUUUAAUUUACCUGUUUUUGUAUUUCCUCUCAUUUGUUUCUAAAGAUGUUUGAGAGAAUAAACCGAGAGAAUAAAACAUUGCAAUGUAUGGAAACAUUCUUUCAAUUCCAGGUAGCUUCCACAGGGGGGCGACGGAGAGCUGAAACAUCACGUGAGUUUUCAGUUCUUAACAUUUUUCUUUCUGGUGAACAAACUUGUAAUCUUUAGUGAUUUUCAGGUGUUUUCCAGAUUCUAUGGAAGAGAAUUAAAUGUGGAAAUGUUGUUCAGGUGACAAAAGGUCGACUUUGUAACUGACUUUAUGUGACUGAAUGUUCAGGUCUGAGUCCAUCGCUGGUUUCUAACAGAAGCUUGGUUAGUGGACGACUUCAAUUUCCUGUAUUUACCUUUAUUUAGACAGAAGAAGAAAACAUUGACACAUUUCUGAAAAGAAUAAGUAAAAGUUAUAAAAUGUGUUUUUACAACCUUGUAAUGACAGAAACUCAAAUAUUUAACAGAACAAUGUUUAAAUAAUAAGCAAGUCAUUUGUCUUUUAUUGGUUGAGUUUGACCAGAGGAGCUUCUGAUUGGCUGAGAGCGACUCAUGAAUAUAAAAUAUCAUCGAUUAAACAAAACAGGAAAAAUAAAAUACUUGGAUUUUUCUUACAUGCUGCAAAACAUUAAAUGACUAAAACAGUCAAAUGUUUAGUUGAAAAUGAUAAACUGUCAUUUUCUUUCUCAGUUUUGAGCAAUAAAAACAGGAUUUUUUCACUUUUAUUGAAAAGUAUGAGGCCAAAUUUAAAAAGUUCAUGAAAAGCAGCGUAAUGCUCAUAAAGCUGAGAUACUGAAUAUUUUGUGUUGUAGCCAAAAUUUUCUAGUGUUAGAUUGUAGUUUGUGUUAAAAAUAAGAUGUUUGCAUCUGAAUCAGA
Messenger RNA from Poeciliopsis prolifica (blackstripe livebearer), 3753 nucleotides. RefSeq names its product DNA cross-link repair 1C, PSO2 homolog (S. cerevisiae) (gene dclre1c). The record is from RefSeq and is a predicted model, not a curated record. Lineage: Eukaryota; Metazoa; Chordata; Actinopteri; Cyprinodontiformes; Poeciliidae. The transcript is spliced from 15 exons. Bases 77 to 1882 code for a protein of 601 amino acids. Gene Ontology annotation, biological process: double-strand break repair via nonhomologous end joining; interstrand cross-link repair; protection from non-homologous end joining at telomere. Gene Ontology annotation, molecular function: damaged DNA binding; 5'-3' DNA exonuclease activity.